This is a messenger RNA of Schistocerca nitens (vagrant locust), 5825 nucleotides long. RefSeq names its product UDP-glucuronosyltransferase 2C1-like. The transcript has 9 exons. The record is from RefSeq and is a predicted model, not a curated record. Gene Ontology annotation, molecular function: UDP-glycosyltransferase activity. Lineage: Eukaryota; Metazoa; Arthropoda; Insecta; Orthoptera; Acrididae. The coding region runs from base 340 to 2640 and encodes 766 amino acids.
AGUACUUUGCACUGCGACACGGAGAUCUCGACGCGCGGUUAGGAGAGCAACACUUCGACAUUCAGCAGUUCAGCCCGCUGGAGUUCUGUCGGGGCCACACCUCGUCAAAUACUUCGGUACAGAAUUAUGUGGAAACGUUCGUAUUGACUUGUGAUUCACUAUCGUAAUUGCUUCUGUAGGAAAUCGUUGCCUUGGCAGCAACUUGAGCUUCAGACAGCAAUCGUAUCUGGAUUGAGGGCCUUACACCUACCGAUUCUCAUCACGGCAAAUCGAGUGAGAAUAGACGUCUUUCAGUACAUCGGUAAAUAUAAAAGGAGGUAGUACUUCUGAACACACAGGAUGCUGGCAGCAGUCAUGGUGUGGGCGUGGCUGUGGCUGUGGCUGGCGGCGGGCGGCCGGUGCUGGGAGCAGCCGCGGCUGCCGCUCACGCCCGCGGGGGCGGAGGUGCUGAUGGCGACGCUGGGCGGCACGCGCUCCCACACGGCGCCCUUCCUGGCGCUGGGCCGGCAGCUGGCGAGCAGGGGGCACCGCGUCACACUGCUCAGCGCCUUCCCGCCGCCGCCCGGGGAGGAGACGCCGGGCGUGCGACAGCUGAACCCGGAGCCGCUGGUGCGCUACGUGGCGGAGCUGACGCGCGGCUGGGACCUGCUGGGGGCGCGCGCCAGGGGCGAGCAGCCCGUGCCGCCCUGGGAGGCCGUGCGCUUCGGCCUGCAGGUGCGUCGCCGCGCCGCAGCAGCGCUGGGGGCCGCGAAGAACAGGUGCUGCCGGGGGCGCCGCCUCUGGGAGGGAGGCGAUCCCUGGGAGGACAAAAUAACUGCACUUAUACAGACGAAGGCCACGGGAACAUUGAUUUGUCUGCGGACACCAGUGAUGCCGCGUUCGACUGAAAAGGCCUUACGCUUCACAGGUACUGAUUUUUGGUGCACGCGUACUCGCUCUGUGAGAGCACCACUGGCGAUAUUUUACGGCCACGCCUCGUACGCGGGCGGAGCAGCGACCAGAGAGCUGGUGACGUAUUACAGUGAAGCCAUUAGUCGGUCGGCCGGAACGAACGCGACUAGGUGCUGGGUAAGUGGCAGCGUGUCGGUGGUUUGUCGGCACAACGGCCGGCGUUGUGGGGAACGCGCCACCGUUGUUGCGCGAUCGUGUGUGGGAGCGGCGUCGAGUUUAUCGGGGCCGCGCUCCGGCCGCACUGGGGUAAUCUCGCGAGAGGCGACACGGCCCAGUGCGGGCUGCGGGCUGCGGGCUGUGCUGCUGGUGUCAGCCUCGCCCCGCCAGCCCUCAGUGGCCGGGGACCGCCGAGUGUGCGAGGCGGCGCUGGGGUCCCGGGAGGUGCGCGGGCUGCUGGGGGCGGCGUCGCGGCGGCGGCCGGAUCUGGCGCUGCUGGACGGCGCCUUCCCCGACUGCCUGCUGGCGCUGGCGCACCGCCUCGGCGCGCCGCACGCCCUCCUCAACACCGUGGCGGCGCACCCGGGGGCGGCCAGCUGGGCCGCCGCCAGCCCCGCGCCCUUCAGCGUCACGCCCUUCAUGGGCCUGCCCUACACCGACCGCAUGGCCCUGCCGCAGCGCCUGCUCAACGCCGCCUACCACGUCGCCCUCAGGGCCAUGCAGGUCCUCAGCACCAAGCUGCUGCUGGAGCCGUGCGUGCGCCGCCACCUGGGUCCCGACGUGCCGCCCAUCAGCUGGCUGGCGCGCAACACCAGCUUCGUGCUCCAGAACGCGCUCAGCCCCACUACUCUGCCGCGCGCCUACUUCCCGGACGUCGCCGAGGUGGGCUGCCUCCACUGUCGGCCAGCCAAGCCGCUGCCCCAGGACCUCGAGGAGUUCGUGAGCGGGUCGCCGUCUGGCUUCGUGCUGGUGAGCAUGGGCUCCGGCGUCAGGGCUGCCAACAUGCCGGCGGCGCUGCACCGGCUGCUGAUGAGCGCCUUCGGCAGCCUGCCGUACCGCGUGCUGUGGAAGCACGAGGCCGGCCCGGGCGGCGAGGGGGUGCCGCAGCUGGAGCUGGAGCUGGAGGGACCGCGGCGAGCCCCACUGAACGGGACGGCCGGCUCUGGGCUGGAGCUGGAGCUGGAGCCGGGCCUGAGGGUGCCGGGGAACGUCAUGCUGAGGCGCUGGCUGCCGCAGCAGGACCUGCUGGGGCACCCGCGGCUGCGCGCCUUCGUGGGCCACGGCGGGCUGCUGAGCGUGCUGGAGGCGGGCUUCCACGGCGCGCCGCUGCUGGCGCUGCCCGUCUUCUGCGACCACGACGCCAACGCGGCGGCCGCCCGGCGCGCCGGCUUCGCGCGCGUCCUCCAGCUCCGGGGGCUCACCGCCCCCGCACUCGCCGCCGCCGUCCGCGCUGUCGCCACGGACCCCAGGUACCGGGAGGCUGCUUACCGUCAGUCAGUGCUCAUCCGGGACCAGCCGACACCCCCACUGGAGAAGGCCGUCUUCUGGACGGAGUACCUGCUGCGCCACAAGGGCGACACGAGGCACCUGCAGUCCGCUGCCAGGGACAUGGCCUGGUGGCAGCUCUACUGCCUGGACCUCGCCCUGCUCGUGCUGGGCCUCCCUGUCCUCUUGUGGGUCGCUCUCUCCAGGCUCUGCCACUUGCUGCUUCACUCCAGGCACGCACUGGCCAAGAAGCUCAAGGCUCACUAGCUUCGUCUCAGCUGGUGUUUUGUCCAGUGACAGCUUUCCUAUUUAGACCCCAUGCUGGGCCUCCCUGCGCUGCAUUAGGUCGCUCUCUCCAAAGUCUGCUGCCUGUUGCUGCUCUCCAGCCACAUUCUGGUCAGAAAGCUCAGGCUCCUUAACUCUGUUCAGUUGUCAGCUCUAUUGCCUUGAACUCAUCUUGUUGACAGUGGACCACCUUGUGCUGCUUUGGAUCAGUCUUUCCAUGGUCUGAUACGUGCUGUUAUAUUCCAGGCACAUGCUGUCCCAAAAUCUAAAGCUCUCUAGCUUCAUCCCAGCUACAGCCCUUACCUGGUGGCAGUUGUCCCACCUGGUCCUCGCCCUACUGACGCUGAUCUCCUCGUUGUUGUAGGUCGCUCUCUCUGUCUGCCAUCUGCUGCUACACUCCAGACACACCCUGACCAAACAGAUCAAGGCUCACUAUCUUUGAGAUAACUAGCGUCCUCAUUCGUCGGAAUCUCUACAAUUUUGACCUCAUUCAGCUUCUACUGGGUGCCAUUGUUCUACUGUGGGUCACUCUCUUCAAGGUCUGACACCCGAUACUACACUCUAGAUAAACCCCAGCCAAAAAUUCGAGGUUCACUAUCUUCAUUGUAGCCAGGAAUCUGGCCUACUGGAGAGCUCCAUUGCGUAGACCUCACCCUAGUCACACUGGCCCUCGCUGAUCUCUGUGGGCUGCGGUCUCAAGAGUCUGCUACCUGAAGCUACUCCCCACAUACACCGUGUCCAUAAAGCUCAGGGUUCUCUAGCUCUGUUUUUGCUAGGGUUCUUGCCAAUUUACAUAGUGGCUCGACCUCAUUCUACUCUCAGUGAGCCUCCCUGAUCUACUGUGCGCCACUCUGUCCAAAGUCUAACGCCAGCUGGUACUUGCCAGGUGCACCCCGACCGAAAACCUCAAAUCUCACUAACUUAAUCACACCUAACUGUCCUUGACCCAAACAUUUUGCUUUGAAUCAUGAGUCAUGACUGGUUUUAUGGGGACCACCACGAAUUCCUCUCCUGUGCCAAUCUAUUCAUCUCAAAGUAGCGCUUGCAACUGUCUUCCUAUUUGCUAGAUGUAUUCCAAUAUCUGUCUUCUUCUACAGCUUUUACCCUCCACAGCUACCUCUACUAACAUGGAAGUUCUUCCCUGAUGUCUUAACAGAUGCCCUUAUACUUUUCAGUGUUUUCCAAAUACUCCUUCCCUCUCCGAUUCUGGACAGAACCUUCUCAUUCCUUACUGUACCAGUUCACCUCAUUUUCAACAUUAGUCUGUAGCACCACAUCACAAAUGCCUCGAAUCUGUUCUGUUCCGUUUUUCCCACAGUUCAUAUUUCACUCCCAUACAAUGCUGUGCUCCAAACGAACAUUCUCAGAAAUGUUUUCCUCGAAUUAGGGCCUGUGUUUGAUACUAGUAGACUUCUCUUCGCCAGGAAUGCACUUUAUGCCAGUGAUAGUCUGCCUUUGAUGCCCUCCUUACUGCAUCCGUCACUGUUUGUUUUGCUGCCUAGGUAGCAGAAUUCCUUAACUCCCGACAAACAUGGCUGUUUCGAUGUCUUCACAUUUUUCAUGUAGCCAUUCGGUUUUAGCUUCCCUGCAGUUCCUAUUUAUUUCAUUCCUGAGCGACUUUUAUUUCUGUAUUCCUGAAUUUCCCAGGACAUUUUUUUCUUUCUAUCAUCGAUCAUCUGAAGUGUUUCUUUUGAUAGCCAUGGUUUCUUCGCAGUUACCUUCUUUGUGCAUAUGUUUUUCUUUCCAACGUCCGUGAUUGCUCUUGUUAGAGAUGACCAUUCCUCUUUAACUGCACUGCCUACUGAGCUAUUCCUUAUUGCUGAAUAUAUAGCCUUAGAGAAAUUCAAGCGUAUCUCGUCAUUCCUUAGUACUUCCGUAUCCCACUUCUUUGCGAACUGAUUCUUCCUGACUAAUCUCUUAAAAUUCAGCCUACUCAUGAUCACUACUGCAUUGUGAUCUGAGUUCGUAUCUGCUCCUGAGUGCGCCUCACAAUCCAGUACCUGAUUUCAGAAUAUCCGUGUGACCAUGAUGUAAUCUAACUGAAAUCUUCCCGUAUUACCUGGCCUUUUCCAAGUAUAGCUCCUCCUCUUGUGAUUCUUGAGGAGAGUAUUUGCUAUUAUUAGCAGAAAUAUGUUGCAAAACUCAGCUAGUCUUUCUCCUCUCUCAUUCCUAGGACCAAGCCCAUAUCCUCCCGUAACCCUUUCUUCUACGCCUUCCUCCAUGACUAUUAGAUUUUCGUGUCCCUUUAAGUACUGCAUUACCCGCUCAAUAUCCUCGUACACUUUCUCUCUUUCUCUCUCUCUCUCUCUCUCUCUCUCUCUCUCUCUCUCUCUCUCUCUCGUCAUUUUCAGCUUGCGACGUCGGCACGUAUCCUGAACUAUCGUUGUCAGUGUUCGUCUACUGCCGAUUCUGAUGAGAUCAACCCCAUCAGUGAACUGUUCAGAGUAACACCCUCUCUGCUCUACCUUCCUAUUCAUAAUGCAUCUUACUCCAGUUAUACCAUUUCCUGCUGCUAUUGGUAUUACCCUAUACUCAACUGGCCAGGAAUCCUUGCUUCUUUCCGUUUCACUUCACUGACCCCCACUAUAUCUAAACUGAGCCUUUGCAUUUCCAUUUUCAGAUUUUCUAGGUUCCCGACCACGUUCAAGCUUCUGACAUUCCAUGCCCCGACUCGUAGAACGUUAACCUUUCGGUCGUUAUUCUGUCUUCUCCUUACGGUCACCUCCUGUUGGCAGUCCACUCCCAGAGAUCCGAAUGACGACUCCGCCGCCUGAAUACGUUGGUCCUCCGUUUUCAAUGGAGAUGCUCUCUCCAAGGAUGGUUACCUGCUGCUACACCCUCUCCUAAAAGUUCAGUGGCGUGAUCUGCACUCUCCAAGGACUCUAACAGUGUUCCACUCUACGGACAUCGAGCACUUUCUGUCUGUAAAGUUCAAGACUCUGCAGAAUUGUAAUUCCACAGCUUCUACAGCAGUGAACAGUACGGCAAAGGCCCUAACCCUACAUGUACAAAGCAUCGACGUUGUUGAAAAUAACUUUUCUGCCUCGAUUUAAUCGAGAAUAAGAAUAAAAAAUGAAAGUAUUUAUUUAUUGUUAUUUGAUGUAUCGUUGUAUUGCAUGUUUCGAACUAUGUAUUUUAUCUGCAAUAAAGACUGUAUGUACAAUUUA